Molecule: messenger RNA, 2496 nt
Organism: Lachnellula hyalina
Lineage: Eukaryota; Fungi; Ascomycota; Leotiomycetes; Helotiales; Lachnaceae
Exons: 2
Coding region: 1-2496 (831 amino acids)
Molecular function (GO): protein binding
Source: RefSeq, a predicted model, not a curated record
AUGUCCGAUGCUACUUUUCCAAGCAAACGACGCAAGACCAGACACAACCUAACCAUGGCGACUCAAAAUAACGACCAACCCACGUGGCCCCUGAACCAGCUUCCCGUGGAGCUCUUUGUUCUAAUCGCCAAGCACCUUCCGAGAUCGAAUAUCCAGAGUAUGCGUUUAGUGAACAGGGAAUUCGAACAGAAGAUCUCCGAAUAUCUAUUCAGAGUGGUAGUGGUCCCCUUCAAGCCAGAAAUAUAUGGCAUUAAUCCGGAGCCCGCACUCUCUGGAUCUUUGCAAGGCUCAGUAAUGCUGCAGGAUAAAGGCAUGAGAGUGUUCCAAGGGUAUGCGCAAUCUAUUUGCCCCUUCUAUCAUGCUGUUACUGAUGAAGUGGAUUAUAGGUACGGACACCGUAUCAAGAAAUUCGCAAUGAGCUUUGAGUUUGACGAGAACAAGUUAGCGAAUCCACCGCUCAAGAGCGACCAGGAAGCUAUCACGUCAUUCUGGGGUAUCUAUCGUUGGCCGUACCAGAAAUACAAUAGGUAUGCACAGUUGGAGGGACUUGAACAGACGGCAGAUGAAACAAGAACGAUGGCAAAGGCUUUACGGUUCAUUACAUCGGCCAGAGAGCUCGGGCUUUCCAUUGAUGGCGGAAUGGGUUGGCUUGCGGGACCUGAUAUCAACCAGAAAGUCCUCGAACGUGGGGAGAAGCCUACGGUAUUUGGGGAUUCUAGGUUCAUCGCAGAGCCAAAGACCAAGAAAAAUAAUAAGGCUUCUAGAUCCUCUGAUUCAAUGGCCUCUCAAAGCAACAGCAGCGUAUGGGCCGCAAACGAGAGAAUGUUGCAAGAAGCUGGCUAUGAGGGAGAGGCUUUGGACGCUUCUAUGCGCGUCUUGAUGGAGACAGAGGAUGUUACUGCUAUAUCCGGAACUACCAAUCCGCCGUUUGACAGAUAUUUAAGCCCGCUCACUCUGGAAGGGUUUAGACGUGCUGCCCGUACCCCAAGGAGCCUCGAUAAUGGCCCAAUUCCCGUAACGACCGCCACCGCAGAGGAUUAUGCUCAACUGGCGCCACUCAUCUCGGAUGACGAAGAUAUUCACAACGAAGAACUUCAAUUGAGCACAACUACUUCCUAUGUUAAUGGCAGCAAGUUCAAGACCGAAAACUGUCCGUUGAAACCAAACGAUCUUACAAAUGCCCAGAGAGAAAUGCUCCUCGAGAUCGAGUGGGCGCAACGUGCAUUCAUGCAGUCAUACGCCAUUGCAGUCAUCGACAAUCCCUUCACGUUUAGGAAUAUCGAGUCGCUCACUAUCGCGCGCCUUCCAAAUCGACACUUACCGCUUCUCCGCCGCGAAGACUUCUGGGAUAGCUUGCCCGCGCUGAAGAAGCUGUCCCUAGCCAUCAUACCCGAUUGGCGCGAUGUCGUUAAGCUCCCAACAAGCUGGGUUCAAGAUAACAAGAUUGCACCCUCGCAAUCCGUUUCGGGAGUUUAUCAACUUCUUCAUGAACAAAUUUCACACCGCAAAAACAUUAACACACUUCAUUUUGAAUGGCUUUGUGGAGGAGAAUAUGCGGAUGGCUUAUUCUCAAGAAAUCAACAUAUCUUGGCAGCUCCCUUGGUCUCCAAAGCUAUGGACAUGGUCAACAGAGUCCAUACACCCUCCGUUUUAAUGCUUCCCCAUGUGAAGCACCUUUCCAUGAAGAACUGUUGGGCUAGCCCACACAUUAUGGGCACAUUUAUCAUUUCCUUAAAAAAGGCUGCUCUACAAAGUCUCACGCUAGAUUCAGUUUCCUUGACAGCUCCCGUCGCCCUGAACGCGCAGCCUCAACCCCUCACAGGCCACGCAGCAAAUCCACACAAUGCACAGCAACUGGCUGGACAACAAGCUGCUGCUAAUCAUCUUAUGGCGAACUUUCAGGGCGCAAUGGUUGCUCAAAAUCCCAACGCAGCGCUUGCGCCUGCAGCUCUUGGAUUAGCUGUACUUCAGCUACCGCCACCGGUUGUUAAUAUUGUUCCAAUUACUCCCAUGGAGUGGCUCGUGUCUCGUACUAGCUCUUGGUCUCAUUUGAUUGAUACUAUCACGCCAGGGACCACCUUGGCCGCUAUUCGACAUGAUCGCGAGAUGGGUCCUGAACCAGAAGUGCGAGGUCCAACCAAACUCAAGAAGCUGGAAUUCAAGUCUUGUGGAUAUAUUCGUCUUCCCCUAGAUUUCGACCAGACCGUUCUCGAUCACCCUGAUGUGCAGGCACCCCAAAUUCAUGCAAUUGCAAAACGAGCCAACGAUAUCGAGUGCCACAUGAUGAAACCUAUGGAUUCGGCCCUCGGCGUUAUCGUCAACCACAUGGCACCUGCCGAAGUGGCCACAUUAGAAAAUGCAUGGCACAUGACGGUUGGGGGUCUUGCCAACUCGGAAUUGGCUUUGGAAGCUCGGCUCGAUGGUAUCUCGAAUGCGGGUCGAGGUCGGUUCGAUGGUUUGAUUGAAGUUGCAUCUACGUCUUCAUCGAAUAGAUGA